UCCAUUGCUUCCGCAGACAUGGACUUGAAUCAGCUGGAGGCUUUUCUCACCGCCCAAACCAAAAAACAAGGUGGCAUCACAUCUGAUCAAGCUGCAGUCAUCGCAAAAUUUUGGAAGAAUCACAGAGUAAAGAUCCAUGAGAGCCUGAUCAAUCAAAGCCGCUGGGAUAAUGUCUUGAAAAAUGUGAGCUGGCGAGUGGAUCUGAAGUCACAGUCAAGACACAUCAAUCAGAUAAACACUCCUGUUGCAAUAGUUGAAAUGGAAUUGGGAAAAAAUGGGCAGGAAUCGGAGUUUCUCUGUCUGGAGUUUGAUGAGGCCAAGGUGAGCCAGAUGCUGAAGAAACUCUCAGAAAUAGAGGAGAGCAUGACUUCGUUGACCCAGACCACUUAACCAAAUAAAGACAUUGCAACUC
Molecule: messenger RNA, 412 nt
Organism: Chaetura pelagica (chimney swift)
Lineage: Eukaryota; Metazoa; Chordata; Aves; Apodiformes; Apodidae
Gene: COMMD1
Product: copper metabolism (Murr1) domain containing 1
Exons: 2
Coding region: 19-390 (123 amino acids)
Biological process (GO): positive regulation of protein ubiquitination; copper ion homeostasis; negative regulation of protein localization to cell surface
Cellular component (GO): endosome
Source: RefSeq, a predicted model, not a curated record